Messenger RNA from Heterobilharzia americana, 1671 nucleotides. NCBI's taxonomy places the organism in Eukaryota, Metazoa, Platyhelminthes, Trematoda, Strigeidida, Schistosomatidae. The record is from the annotation of a GenBank genome assembly.
AUGAAUGAUGGCAAUCAACACAGAUACCUCCCGAGAUUGUUUAAUUUUAAAAGGAGUUAUAGAUUAAUCAUCAAAUCAUCGUGUAAAAAGUUAGAAAUGGUAAAACAAACAAUUCAGAUUUAUUUACGUCUUCGACCGUCAAAUUAUCAAAAACAUAUCUCUAAAUAUAGUUUAGAUGUUAGUGGUCAUUAUCAACAUGAACAAGAGAAACAGCCAAAACUGAAGCCUAAAAAGUCUAAAAUCAUUUUUGAAUGUGCUCGUGAUACCCAACAAGAUGGAGUAAUAUGUAAUAGAAAAGAAUUUCAUAACUUUCAAUUCGAUACCAUUUUUGAUACAAUAACUGGUCAAGAUCAAGUGUUCAAUGCUGUCGCCAAACCUGUAAUAGAAAAGACUCUUUUAGGUUAUAAUGGAACUAUAUUUGCAUAUGGUCAAACUGGUAGUGGGAAAACGUAUACAAUCACUGGAGGUACAGAGAAAUACUCAGAAAGAGGUAUUAUACCUAGAACUAUUGCAUAUCUGUUUGAUCAUUUUGAGAAGAAUUUAGGAAGUGAAUUCACCUUAAAAAUAUCCUAUAUGGAGAUUUACAAUGAGGUUGGUUAUGAUUUACUAGAUUCACGACAUAAUAUCACAUCGAAACUGGAAGAUUUACCAAGAGUAACGCUCUUUGAACACACAGAAGCUGGAACAGUACACUUGAAAAAUUUAUCGAUUCAUUCAGCUUCGAAUACUGAUGAAGCAUUGAAUUUAUUAUUUAUGGGUGAUACAAAUCGAAUUAUUGCAGAGACACCAAUGAAUGAGGCUUCAACUCGAUCUCAUUGCAUUUUCACUAUACAUAUUACAUCACGACCAUAUGGUUCAUCGAUUAUACGACGUUCAAAAUUGCAUCUUGUUGAUUUGGCUGGUUCAGAAAGGGUUUAUAAAUAUGGUCUAGAUGGUACUUUGUUGACAGAAGCAAAGUAUAUUAAUCUGUCGCUACACUAUUUAGAACAGGUUAUCAUAGCAUUGGCUGAGAAACAACGUACACAUGUCCCUUACCGCAACAGUAUGAUGACAAUGAUGCUACGUGAUAGUCUAGGAGGGAAUUGUAUGACGUCAAUGAUAGCCACUUGUAGUAUUGAGCAACAGAACCUACAGGAGACACUAUCAACUUGUCGUUUUGCACAACGUGUUGCUUUAAUCAAAAACGAGAUUACUUUGAAUGAAGAACAAGAUCCCUAUUUAACUAUUAAUCACUUAAAGUCUGAAAUUGAACAUUUAAAAGCUCAGUUAGCUUUAGUCACAGGAACUGAAAAAGAUGUCAUACUAAGUACUGAUGACAAAGAAAGAUGUGAAAAAUUAGUUCAGGAGUUUCUAACUACCCCGCCGACAAGUGAUGAAUAUAAAACUAUACUUUCUCCUGUCCUGUCAAAUAUUCAUAUGAUCAAUUUAGGCUUCUCACUUAUUCAUGCAUUAUAUUGGAAGAAUAUCCAGAAGCAUGAAUCAGUUAAAACACCAACUAAACAAGUUAUUGUACCACCACUGCCAAAUACAACUAAGGAAGCGAAUCAGUUACGUGAAAUUUUAGCUCAAAGAGAUCAUGAAAUUCGCGUUUUAGUCAACUUAUUAAAACAAGAAAAGCAAGGAAGAAAGCCAGGAAUGAAAGAGUAUAGUUAUUCCAAAAUGUCUUGGUAG